Mercenaria mercenaria is the source of this 1667-nucleotide messenger RNA. Its product is annotated as alkaline phosphatase-like. NCBI's taxonomy places the organism in Eukaryota, Metazoa, Mollusca, Bivalvia, Venerida, Veneridae. The transcript has 10 exons. Gene Ontology annotation, molecular function: alkaline phosphatase activity. Bases 65 to 1630 code for a protein of 521 amino acids. Gene Ontology annotation, biological process: dephosphorylation. The record is from RefSeq and is a predicted model, not a curated record.
UUGCGAUAAGAGGCCAGUGGAUCACUCGGACCAAUCAGUACUGGACCUUCCGUAUGUCACUACCAUGAUUUUGAUUACGGAAUUUUAUGUUUUAUCCGUCCUGUUUGCUUGUGUUAAUGGGUUCAUCCUUGACAACAAACAUUACUCUGGAAAUGGAGAAACUCCAACGUUUUGGCGAACACAAGCAAAAUCUGCCAUCACACAAAAAGCAAGAAUGACACUGAAUAAAGGAGUUGCAAAGAAUGUGAUUUUAUUCCUCGGAGAUGGUAUGAGUAUUCCGACCAUCACCGCAGCGAGGAUUCUGAAAGGUCAACUUCAAGGUCAAACAGGAGAAGAAUCUAAACUUAGCUUCGAAGAGUUUCCUAUUUCAGGACUUUCAAAGACAUACUGCCAAGAUACCCAGGUCACUGAUUCGGCAGCUUCGGGUACAGCAUAUUUAUGUGGUGUUAAGACAAAUAUUGCCACUAUUGGUGUUGAUGGCAGCGUUACAAGGGGUGACUGUGCUAGUCAGAAAGGGGCAGAACUCACUUCCAUUUUAGACUGGUCAAUGGCAGCAGGGAAAUCUGUAGGUUUUGUGACGGUAACGCGUGUAACUGAUGCCACGCCCGCAAGUUUGUACGCGAAUGUUGCCGACCGAAGCUGGGAGGGUGAUCACUACACCAGUAGAAUAUCCGGCGGCUGCAAAGAUAUAGCGUCCCAACUGAUUGACGACUACAAAAAUGUGCAGGUGAUCAUGGGGGGAGGUCGGAGAUUUUUUAGACGUUACGACCAGCCGGACCCCGAGCACGGGUCAAACGCUCACUACGGACGCCGGGAUGGAAGGGAUCUUGUACAGGAAUGGCAGGAAGGACAACAUAUUCUAGGACGAACCUAUAAAUAUGUCUGGAAUGUUUCAGACUUUGAUAGUGUUAACCCGGCUACCACAGAUUCUAUUCUAGGUUUAUUUGAAUACUCACAUAUGCAGUACGAACUAGAAAGAAAAGAUCCAAAUCAUGAGGUGGCUGGUGAGCCAUCACUUGCAGAGAUGACAGAAAAGGCCAUCAAAAUACUCAGCAAGAACCCCAAAGGGUUCUUUCUUCUAGUAGAAGGGGGCAAUAUAGAUCAUGGACAUCAUGGAGGCAGAGCUAAAAUGGCAUUGUACGACACAUUGGCUUUUCAGGACGCUGUACAAGAAGGUGCUAGCAUGACGUCCGAAAGUGACACAUUGAUCGUCGUCACGGCUGACCAUGCGCACACCAUGACAAUAGCAGGAUAUCCGUCCCGUGGCAACAACAUUCUCUCAAAAGUUGAUAAUGGCGCUGGUGGAUUUAGCCAUGCCUCUGAUGGUCUACCGUACACGACUUUAUUGUAUGGAGAUGGUCCAGGUUUCAGUGUUAGUACACAUGGUCACCGAACAGACAUCACACAGGUUGACACAACCGACAAGCACUACCAACAACAAACGGCCGUCUAUAAAACUGUUGAGACGCAUGGAGGGGAUGACGUUGGAAUUUUCGCACGUGGACCUAUGUCGUACCUCCUCGCUGGCGUUCAUGAGCAGAAUGAAAUCGCACAUGUAAUGGCAUACGCUUCAUGUGUUGGAGAUUAUUCUAACCACAACGAAUGUGCUGCAUCGUUAAUAACUGGUUGAUUCUUGUGUACAGUAAAAAUAAUAAUAUCUGAAUCAA